UGCGAAGAGUGUAAUUUUGUCAUCGUCGCCGCAGUUCGAUCGUCGUCGCAUCCGUUCCCGGACGGUUCUCUGGUGCGUUUUUCUUCCUUCUGGUCCGUCGUUGUGUGUCCGAUCCGUGGUGUCCCCGUGGAACCUGCCAGCACCAAGGUGUGCACCGUGUGCGUGUUAGUGUGUAUCGGAUUACCUUUUCCGGAGGAGAAGCGCAGUGCAAAAAUUUGACCGCGCAGUAUCGACAACACCCGUAGGAUCAAACCCCCGGUAGCCGCGAGCAAACAAUGCAAAUAUGGACCUGUCCGUGCUCAUCGUAAUGUUCGUCGCGACCCUGCUCGUGCUCGUUGGUCUGUACUUUUUCCUGAUGAAGCCCCUGGCCGGCAAGUCGUACGAGGAGAUGCAGAAGGAGAAGCUCGCGAUGCGCGAGAAGAUUAUGGGAACCGGUGCCGGUGCCGCCACCAGCGCCAAGUCGUCCAAGGAUAACGCCAACAAGAAAACGAAAAAGGUCAACAAGAACAAGCAGCAGCAGAAGCAGAAGGCCGCCGUCAAGGACUCCGACCAGGACUCGGUGGUGGAGACCGAAUCGGCCGAGUCCGAGUUUGAAGAGGAGAUCAACCCGCUGACCUACGCCAAGAAGAAGGUGAACGCGAGCGUCGAGUACGCCGAGACGGAAGCGUUUGCGCUGAACGCCGACGGGCAUGGAAAGAAAAAGGACAAACCAAACCAGGGCAAGAAGAACAACAAGCAAAAGGGAGGCAUUCUGCUGAACAAGUCGGAACCGGUGCUGGUGAAGCAGGAGUCGGCCCAGGAGAUCAACCACUUUGAGGAGAUUCACCCGAAGGAUGCGCUGGAAAUCGCUCGUCAACACAAAGAGGAAGACGCUAAGAAGUCUCAGCCGAAGGAAGUCGCGGACAAGGCACGUCAACCUGCCGCUGCCACCACCGCUGCCGUGAAGAAGGAGGAAGAAGUCAAGACCAAAUCCCACCCCAAGGAUCAACGCAAGCAAAAGAACAAGGAAAACGCCAAGCCACCGCUGACCAAAACUAGCGCCGUCGAGGAGAUUCCGGUCGUGCCGGCUGUGGUGGCCCCGGUAGUGACGGCCAACCCCGUUGCAGCCCCCGCCGAAGUCAAGUCGUCCGCCAACGUCGUCAACAAGGACAAGUCCAACAAGAAGAAGAAGAACGAACUCAUCACCCAGCAGCUGGCCGCCGAAGUGCACGACGCCGUCAACGUCCAAUCGCUGGUGCGCAUCCUCGCCAAGGCCGACCUGCCCCGCAACGAUAUUCAAAUUUUGAUCGACUUUCUGCUGAACAAGCAGCAGGACACGCUCACGAAGGACCCGUCCGAGUGGAACGACCCCUCGGACCCGCUGCAGAAGCUCAAGAAGCAGCUCCAGGAAAAGCAAAACCAACUCGACGAGGAACAGAAGGGCGCCGCCGGCCUUCACGCCAAGCUCAAGGAGCUGCGCCAGGAGUUGAACAGCGAGAAAUCUCAGGCCAGCGCCGUCGUCAAGGGCUUCAACGAGGAGCUCAACAACAAGAAACUCGAAGUCCAGAGCCUGUCCCAGCAGCUGCAGCUCGUCUCGGACAAGUACUCGGCCGAAAAGCAAGCCCUCACCCACCAGUUCCAGCAGCUACAGGCCAAGUACGUGCAGCUGUCGGAGAAGCAUGCCGCCGCCCAGGAAGGCGUCGCCAGCGUUGCCCAACUCAACGAGAACAUGCAAAUCCUACAGCGCGAACUCAUGACCAAGAGCCAACUGCUGAACGAGAAGCUGCAGGUCGAAGAGGAACUGCUCAAGAAGAAGACUGAAUACGAGAUGCUGCUCCGCAGCAAAGACGAAGCCCUCCAGCAGCGUGCACAAGACGUUGCCGCGUACGAGGCCGAACUGCAGCAGCUGCGCGUCGUCGCCACCCAAAAGGACGAGCUGGCCAAAUCCUGCCAGCAGCAGAGCUUCGAAAUCGACCAACUCAAAUCCCAACUGGGCGAGCUCCAGCUCAAGCAGAAGCAGGCAGCGGCCGCCAGCAACCAGGUCGAGGAGAGCAGCAAGGUCGAACUCCGAAACCUCCAGAAUGCCUUAGACUCGAGCAAAACGGAGCUGGCCGGCUGCCGGGCCGAGCUCGUCGCCGCCAAGUCCCGCUCCGGCGACCAGGACCAGCAGCUCAAGGAGCUGCGCGUCCGCGAGGAGGACCUCCAGAAGCAGCUGCACGAGCAGCGCGAGAAGAACAAUGAUUUGCGCAUGAAGAACUGGAAGUUGAUAGAGGCACUGCAAGUGGCCCAAAGCAAAACGGCCACCACUAACACGAGUCAAAGUAGUAAAGUUGAACUGACGGCGGCGGCCAGUAAAAUUGCGUCCAACCAUGUCGUCGUGGAAGCGCCCGCACCCAAGGUCGACAUCGACAAGGUCAUCCUGGAGGAACAGAACCGCACCAAGGAUCUGCUGGUGAAGCUGCUCCCGACGGAGAUCGUCUCGGCACUGCCACUGGACGCGGCCAACUUUUACAGCUGGCUCGAGUCCACCGUUGUCUGCAUCCAGGAGCAGCAGCAGGAGUGCAUCCGAACUGCCACAGAAGCUGCUGCUGCGGCGGCGGCGGCGGCUGCCUCGGUCGCGGUCACCACCACCACCAACAGUAAUAAUAGCACCGAGGUGGGGCACCUCAACUGCAAUAGUAGGAGUAGUAACAAUAAUAGUAGUUUAUACGAAAAUAAUGACGCCAACGGCAACGACGGCAGCAAUAAGAAUGGUGCCCCCGAGGGAGACCUGGAGGACCAGCAGGUGCUGGCGCAGCGGAACGAACAGCUCCAGAAGACCGUCGAUCAGUACAAGACGAUCAUCGCGGACACGGAAAUCAUGCUGAAAAACCUAGAAUCGAAAGUAAUCGAACAGGACAUCCACUGGCGCUCGGUGGUGCAAGCGAAAGAGAAAGAACUGAACCUGCUCAAGUCGGCCGGCGCGAUGCAGUAGUGUUGAGAGCGCGUGCGCGUGAGAGUGUGUGAACGAGCAAGCGUGCGAGCGAAAUUGAGUGAGUGAUCGGAGAUCGAUGUGACAACCCCCGCGGGACUUUGGUAAGGUAGGAAGAAGUGAUCAGCGUUGGGUUCCGGGUCACUGUGCAGGGUCACACUCUCAGCUGCCUUGUAGAGAUAUAACGCGCCCGCGGAAUUCUUAUGUAUCCCGAAAGUAUUGCCAGGAUAUUUUUGCUCGGAUUACGACAUAAAGACAUGUUCCCUUUUUUUUCUUCUUCUUGCUCUUUCUUUCACAGACCGUGACUAAAAGAAGAGGACUGAAUCGCGCGCGAAAGUAGUGAUCGCCACACAAAAACACACACCUCCACACACAGAUUAUCUCGAAUUUCAGUCCUAGAUCGUUCCGAGUUUUGUCUAAAUUCAUCCUAUUAUCGGUAGAACAAAAAAAUCUUAGAGUUUCAAAGCGCCACACCUAAAAAGCCGGUCUUGAGAAGGGGUGUCGUGCGUGCAAAUCAUGCUCAAAUUCGAUCCAAUAGUUGCUUUUUAUGAAAUCAAAAUUUGUCCGGACCGUCACCAAACAGGCUCGGUAGGACGAUGAGCUGACUGUGUUCUGGCAGAUGAGACUGUGACCCGAAACGUGACCUCGAACCGUGUAGACUUUCCGAGUGAAAGGGAGAGAUACAUAAGUGUUAUUAGUAUGAGAACAAACUAUUGUGAAUUUUUAGGAUGGGAUACGAGUAUAAAUUACCCAAAUUAAUCAGUUGUAGUAUAUUCACAUACGAAAAACGCAUUUUGUUUCGCUUUCCGCAUUUCCGAAACUGAAGGAAUCCUAGUUUAUUUUUUUGGUACCGCUGCGAAGAUCAAAAGAGAGGUUAGCAUUUUCCUUUUUAAUAAGAGCCCAAUUCCAAACAGUGAAGCGAAAAACGUUGUACAUGUAAACUAAGAGAAAUAAUGACUAAUAUACUCCCCUACCCCGCCCAUGCUGCUGAAAACGCAAGAACCCUCUCACAGACAAACGUACGUAAAUCUGCUUUAGAAUUUCAUCAUGCAACAUUUUAACGGUCAAUUCAAAAUGUUUGGAAGCUCACCACGGCAGUUUUGAACUCACCACAGCUCUGGUUUUGACGCCUUUGACAGUUUGUUGAAAAUACAAUAGAGCAGUUCGGUUUCAAUGAACGAUUUCCAAAAUUCAAAAAAAUAUUACUUUAAUAGUCAGGACCCGGUGCCUGCAGUUCCCGUUACAGUUUAUAUGGAAUUCCAAUAAGAAUGUAACAGAAAAAUUAGGCUCCGGGUCCAGACUGUUAAUCAGAUUUUUGCAAAUAUGAGUUGAAAUUUUAAACUUUGAAACUUUUAAUCAAAUAGUUAAAUUUGACCCUUAAUCGGUUUAAGGAGGUGGCAAACAAACAAACUUAUCCUACAACUUUAAAAAACAUUAUCGAUCAGAAACACCCUUAUCGAAAUACUGAUUUUUGGAUAUUUGCACAGCAAUUCUUUAAUGGUCAGCCCAAAAAUUAGUAUGGACAAAUCAGUCAUGAAAAAUUGCUUCUUUUGACAUCCAGUUUAAGACCGUUGAAAAUAUUUUUCAAAGUUUCGCAGCAAGCCGUAGUCGAAAAUGAUGGCCAUUGUGCGCAGAGCAACCUAAAUUUUUAACGCAUCGAUUUCCCUCGAACAUAUUUUAGUGAGAAAUUGAUGUUUUCGCAACAGGCAACAGGUUGCACUAGUGAGCAAUCUCUUUCUUUUUUUUAUUUGUCGAUUUGUGUAUGACAUUAAUAUAUGAUUUUCAUCUGUUUGUCUAUGAUUGUUGGAUUCCUGAAAAAAAACGAGAAUCACGCAGCAAAACCCAGCAAGAAUCUGUAUACCGAUUUACAUGAAUUUAUUUGAUCAAGUACGAUUUAGUUUUAAACUUCUCAUCACUCAUAUAGUGCGUAGCGAGCCACAUUUUGUAAUCGAAUUUACUACGUAAAAAAACCCUGAGAAAAUCUUCCAGCGUAGAAGCAACCAACAUACACGUAACAUUAGACACGAAAGAACAAGAAAAUGAAAACACUCUCAAUUAAGUAAUCAAUGUCCCUUAUAUGUUGCCCCUCAAUCAACCGAUUGUUAAAAACAAUGAAUAUCUACGUAUAUUUAGUACUAAAGAAACGUUACUCCUUCAAUAACCACCAACACACACAGUUUAUACUUUUUAAGCCACGUUAACCCCAUCUUUUAUUUGUGUUUGCUCGAGAAAGAUUCCAUCGAAUCAAGUUUAGUGCAACAAGCCGCAUCCUGCUUGUUGCAGAAAUGCCCUACUAUUUAUUUCCCGACUUGUUGAAACACACGAAAGUAAAAGAACAAACUAAUAAAAAAAACUAAAUGUGUACCCCCCGCAAACCAGUAUCGUGGAAGAGAGAGAGAGAGCGCGCGCACGAAAUCGAGAUAGAGAAGAAAUCCACGUUUGCGCGCGAGCGUCGCUUAAAAAGACAUGUGAAAUAUUAUUUUUUAUACAUAAAAGAAAGGAUAAAAAUGAAUAACUAGAAAGUAACAGUUAGAUAAAUCAUAUACAUAUAUUAUAUCUUCUAGGAGAACAAACAAAAAGAACUAUGAAUGAGUAAAAAGAGCAAAUUGUGCGCGCAAAUGACAGCAUCCGCGAGAAAGAGAAUGACUAUUGGCAGAGCAGAAGAAAAAGCCCAAAAACUGAGUUGUCGUCAACCGAGACUAUAAAUUACGAUUACCUAAAAAAAAAACAAAUGAAUGCACAGAAAGCUUUCCGUGAUGCCCCGUGAAAAUGUAGAAGGAGAAGAGGAAAAAAGAAAUAAAAAAAAACAAAGAUUCCGUUUUCUUUUUUGGAUUACACACACUCAAAUUGACGAUCAGACGCGUCGUCAAACGUAAAACAGAAAUUAAACCCUUAUUCAAUGCAACAGCAAAAAAAAAACAAAAAAAAAAACAAAUGGCUAAUAAUUGAUAUUUGUGAAACGAACAAUGAAAAAACCUAGCGCGUUCUUUUCUGCUGCAAACAAAGGUAGUUUGAAACGGAAUAAAUUAAUUAUAACUCAA
Culex quinquefasciatus (southern house mosquito) is the source of this 5991-nucleotide messenger RNA. It is a transcript of the gene alt, whose product is annotated as ribosome-binding protein 1. The transcript is spliced from 9 exons. Bases 284 to 2953 code for a protein of 889 amino acids. Lineage: Eukaryota; Metazoa; Arthropoda; Insecta; Diptera; Culicidae. The record is from RefSeq and is a predicted model, not a curated record. Gene Ontology annotation, cellular component: endoplasmic reticulum membrane.